UGGUGAUGAGUUUAUUGGAGGGUACCUGUGUGUCUCUUGUUUUUCCGAUCAUUGUCAGUCAAUCUGUUGGAGGAGCAGCAGGAGUCAGAGUUCAUGGAAAGCUAAGUCAUGAUGUCGGAUUCCAGGGUGUCUUCUGUCAUCCAGGAGUGGGCAAGCACAUACACGGGUCAGGUCCACACCCAGAACCUGAAUCCUACCAACUCAAACCAAGCAGAUUCUACCAGUCAGCUGGCUCAGAUGGACAUGAUACCAUACGGCCAUUCGCACGGGCUGGUGAGAGGAGACAGUGAUGACAGAGUGGCUGAGCAGGUGAUGGGACUGUCUUACCUGCCAUUCCCGACCUCCUGUCUAAGCAACACUUCGAGCACUGGGGGCAUACACCACCAGAGCCACACCAACACUCAGCAGGAGUUCUCUUCCUUCCUCCUGCCAACUCUGCGGGCUCCGAUCAACAAGAGGAGCCUAAGCAAGGACAGCGCAGAGUACCGCAUGCGACGGGAGAGGAACAACAUUGCUGUGAGAAAGAGCCGUGACAAGGCCCGCAGGAGAAUCCUACUGACCCAGCAGAGGGCCAUGCAGCUGCAGGACGAAAACCGGAAGCUGCAGACGAGGAUAGAGCAGCUGACACAAGAGCUGGACACUCUCAAACACAUCCUGUCUCAGCGGCACAUGCAUGGUGAUGAGUAGAGAGCAGAAGGGUGCUCUGGCAUUUAGAACCACAUUCUUACAGGUCUCGUAUGUCUUAUUGCAGGCGUCAGAUUCAGUGUUUGUGUGAAGGCAGGCCUCCUAGAGUCAAGGUCCAAGGUAGUCAGCCUUCCAUAGGAAUGUUUGCAGCUUCUGCACACAGGUUUUUGUUUUCCUGAAAAGUCAUAAGAUUGACACCUCCAGCAAAACUCUUCAGAUCCUAGUGUAUUUCUGUCAUCUAUUCUAUUUGUGUUUUUAUUGAUGCACAUCUUCAUCAUUUUAGUUCAGGGUCAGAGAGAUACAGAAACGGUCACUUAUAUUCCUUGCCUUGCGGUUUAUUACUUCUUUUUUUUUAAGAUUUAUUUUGGGCUUUUUUCGUGCCUUUAAUUCAGAGGGAGGACAGUGGAUAGAGU
Messenger RNA from Labrus bergylta (ballan wrasse), 1097 nucleotides. RefSeq names its product CCAAT/enhancer binding protein (C/EBP) 1 (gene cebp1). Gene Ontology annotation, molecular function: DNA-binding transcription factor activity, RNA polymerase II-specific; RNA polymerase II cis-regulatory region sequence-specific DNA binding. NCBI's taxonomy places the organism in Eukaryota, Metazoa, Chordata, Actinopteri, Labriformes, Labridae. Gene Ontology annotation, biological process: DNA-templated transcription; regulation of transcription by RNA polymerase II. The record is from RefSeq and is a predicted model, not a curated record.